UGAGGACGGAAGACACUGAGAGAAUGAACGCGUCGGAGAGGAGGCUGGCGGAGCUCGUGCAUGAGCGUCCGAAUCUGUACGACCAGUCCCGGGUGGACUACAAGGACGCCGUGAAGUGCCAGCAGUCGUGGGGGGAGGUCGCGGGCGCCAUGGGGAGGCCUGAGUUCGAGGUGAGGAUCAAGUGGAAGAAUCUGCGCGACAAGUUCUGCAAAGCGAAGAAGCGGCUGGCCAGGAGAAGCGGCCCCCUGGUGGACGAAGCGGAGAACGGCGCGGUGGAGCGGCCCGCCCCGGCGCUGCUGCACCAGCUGGUCUGGCUGAGCGACUUCGUGAAGCCUCGAGAGGAAGCGGCCAGCGAGAAGAGAGUAAGUGGGAGGGGCGAUGACCUGGAGAGAGCGUGUGAUAAAGUGAAGGAGCAGCACACACCCCUGUCUGCCAUCAGUACCAGCUUCUCUCUGGCGGAGGCCUGUCCAACAAACGGCCAGGAGCUGGUCUGUCUUAACCGUAAGAUGCAAGCCAACACAGAAACUGAGAUCAGUUCUGCAGAUGCCCUCACCAACAUCAGAGAUGAAGACGAACUGUUCCUGCUCAGCCUCCUGCCCUCACUGAAGAGGCUUACCAUUAAAAAGAGAAUGGAGGUGCGGAUGAAAUUCCAGCAGGUGCUUUACACGGCAGAGUUUGAGGACUGAAGAGACCAAAAGACAAAGAAGACUUGAUAGGUGGGAGGGUUUGUUUAGCCAUAUUUAUGUAAUGAUCCUUUCAGUUGAAAAGAGUUAAAAUGAACUAGUUCAAAGUUCAGUUCAUGCAGAUGAAAAUGAACUUGUUCACGUUCAUAGUUACAUUUUUGAGCUAAGUUAAAGAUUCCAAAAACGAACUAGUUAACGUCCAUUGAAUAAAAAAUAAAUACAUAACUAGGGCUAAGUUGUAGGACUAACGGGGCCAAGCACAGGCAUUUUUAAGCCUGCUGCGGCCGGUGGAGAGAGCGAUCAAUGACUUCACUUCCUGCGUCUGUCACACAAAGUAAAAAUGUGGGAAAUGGCCAAAUUGACCACUAAAUCCAAAAUGGUCGACUUCCUGUUGCCUUUUUUUAUAGUGCACCGAGAGACUUUUUUGUGCAUCUGGUUAUGAUACACAACUGUCCUAAUUUUCGUUAGUAUCGGUCAAAGCUAAUUGAGGGGCCUUCCGUAGGUGGCGCUGUUGAGCCAUUUUGCCACGCCCAUUUCAAAUUACUCCAGAAUACAAUUACUUUUUGGGGUUUGGAAUUUCCAGCAAAAUCAGAGCAUGUUUAGGCCCUGAAAAAUCCAAAAAGGGAAAUAGAAAUCCUUCGAAAUACAAUAGGGCCUCCCACCAUAGGUGCUCGGACCCUCAUAACCUCAACAAAAUGUUUUGCCUUUUAUUUCAAAGAUCAAAUUUAUAUCCCAUGUUUCUUUUCUUUUAUAGUCAUUUUUAUUUAGCCAGAUAUUGAAAGCAUAACAACAAGCCCCUGGUUGUUCAUACUAUAAACUAAAGUAAACAGUAAUUAGUUAAUAAGGUGCAUAUGUACAGUAACAUGUAAGCUCAUGCAAUAAAAAACAACAGACCGAUAAUAACCACCUCUGGUUUGAACCUCAUAAUGUUCAUUCAUCCCAAGUUUGAGGCUGUAUGUUGCUAUAUUAUUAUUGUACAUUUUAAAAUAUGUAAAAUAGGAACAUAUUUUGUUUUUACGUUUAAGAUACAAAGUGGGGUAGUUAACAGAUAUGUUUUUAUUAUAUGUAAAUAAAGUUCACCGGCGGAAUUUAUGGUAGCGCACUUAACUUUCUGAUGGGACACAUUUAUAUUGAAUAUAUUU
Molecule: messenger RNA, 1825 nt
Organism: Pleuronectes platessa (European plaice)
Lineage: Eukaryota; Metazoa; Chordata; Actinopteri; Pleuronectiformes; Pleuronectidae
Exons: 2
Coding region: 24-686 (220 amino acids)
Biological process (GO): regulation of transcription by RNA polymerase II
Cellular component (GO): nucleus; transcription regulator complex
Molecular function (GO): DNA binding
Source: RefSeq, a predicted model, not a curated record